CCGACCAUGUCGUUUCCAGUCCGUUUAUCUAUUCUGUGAUUAUAUCUUAGUCCGUGGUUGUUUACUGGUUAAUGUUUAUCGCCAUGCUGGCGAUUGGGCAAGGUGUGUUGAUACCCCUUGGGAUGGGGACAGUUUUGGGUCCCGUCAUAGAAAGCGGUCACGCUCCCAAAUGCCAAAGUCUCUACCGUUUCGGAUUUUCAGUUUCUAAUAUCCUCGAGGCUCAUUUCUCAUUAGUCAAGAGUCAUUACUCAUUAGGCAACAUAACGACAAUACACGUUAUGAUCUGCCGAUCAGUGUAACAAGACGCCAUGACCCACUGCUUCUAUCAGGAAUCUUGAAUUUCGUUUUCAUAACAAAACAAACCAUUUCUGAAACGCUGGAUAACUGCAUUGGGAAUAUGUUGGAAUAUGUACAGUUAAUAUAAUUUAUCAAUCAACACUUAUCAUUACCAAAUUUAUGUUCCUAAUCAAUCGAUUACUAUUGAUAUUGAUUAAGACCAAACAGUUAAUUAUCCCUGUAAAACGAAUACUUAUAAAUAUCCCUAUCAAAGAAAUAUGCGGGGAAAUAAUAUUUCAGUAAAAAAAAACCUAACUUUAGGAUCAAAUGUGUGGGUCAACACGCAUUUUAAAAAUAAAGUUCAGUACAGACAUAUCAUUACUGAAAAAUUUCACAAAAAGUUGAAACUGCUUCAACAAUCAAAUAAUGAACUAGUUUCAAGAAUUAAUAUUAUGGCGACUAACGCACGGGACUGGCAAGAUGUUAAUUUUAAAUAUUUAGCACUUCAAGAAAAAGUUAUUGAAACAGAAACACAGUUAUUGUUAAAUGGUAUAGAUACAUCAGAAUAUUCAGCAUUUUAUGAAGAACCUGUUGUUAAAGAAGCUGUUGUUGAAGAAGCUGUUGUUAAAGAAGCUGUUGUUAAAGAAGAUAGAGAUUCAGACGUUGAAAUUAUUGAUGACCUUAAAUGUGAAUUAUUGUUAAAAUGCGAAAUGAAUCCAGAAAAUUGUAUUCCAAUAGAUGGACAAGAUUUUAUAGAUACAUCAGAAUGUUCAGCAUUUUAUGAAGAACCUGUUGUUAAAGAAGCUGUUGUUAAAGAAGAUAGAGAUUCAGACGUUGAAAUUAUUGAUGACCUUGAAUGUGAAUUAUUUUUAAAAUGCGAAAUGAAUCCAGAAAAUUGUAUUCCAAUAGAUGGACAAGAUUUUAUAGAUACAUCAGAAUGUUCAGCAUUUUAUGAAGAACCUGUUGUUAAAGAAGCUGUUGUUAAAGAAGAUAGAGAUUCAGACGUUGAAAUUAUUGAUGACCUUAAAUGUGAAUUUUAUUUAAAAUGCGAAAUGAAUCCAGAAAAUUGUAUUCCAAUAGAUGGACAAGAUUUUGAUAAUACGGCUAUCUGUUUUACCAAAGAUCAAUUACUUGAUGGAAAUUAUGAAUGUUCUGAUGAUGAGUCAAGUUAACCUUAAAAAAUAUCAUUAAGUAACUACAGGGUGAUUCAUAAAGCGUAAAACACUCAUUAUCUCAAAAAGUAUUAAUGAUUUAAAAAUAUUUUUUAUCUAUUUAAUUUUUUAAGUUUUUACAUUUUUGAAUGACAGCAUAGAGUUUUUAAUUCAUAUUCCAAAGCAGAUUAUUUUUCUAAGUAUUUUGAUACAUAAAAAUCUAAUUUAGGCCAAGUAGUCUAUGAGGUAUAAGCAUUUAAAGUUUAGAUGGGCGGAGUGGAGUGAUAUGGGUUACCCCACAAAUUUGUGUCCACUACUCCGCUUGUCUAAACCUUAAAUACUUAUAACUCAUAAACUACUGGUCCUAAAUUCGAUAUUUAUGUAUUAAAAUACUUAGAAAAAUAUUCUGCUUUGGAAAAUGAAAUUAAAACUAUGCAAUCAUUCAAAAAAGUAAAAAACUUAAAAAAUUAUAAGGAUAAAAAAUAUUUAAAAAUAUAAUUUUUUAAUAAAAAUGUUGUUUUUUUAACAACUUAAAACUAUGUAAACAAUUAUUUUCAUAAACAUUAAUACUUUUUGAGAUAAUGAGUAUUUUACGCUUAAUAAAUCACCCUCUAUAGAUGAUAUAAAUUAUAAUAUACAGUGUGAUUCCUUUUAUUUAUCACCAAAAUUCCUACUAUGAUUUGUAAUAGUUUAAGAUAUUAAAAAUAAUACCUUCGUGGGUAUUUGAUCUUUUAAUAUAUUGGUUUUAUGCUUAAUUUAUAAAAAAUAUAAUUUUUUUUUUUGUAAUUAUAUUGUAAUAAUUAUAGCGGCCCGGCCGGCCCAUCGGGAAGAUUCCCGAUUUCCCGAUAGGCCAAUACCGCCCCUGUGACUAUAACUACCUGUUCUAUAAGGGUAAUAAAAAUAAAAAGCUGUUCGUUGGACACCACACAACCGGUUGGUUGGCAGAACGGUUUGUCCGGUUUAGCUGAUUUUCUUUCAAUCUUCUCAUAAUAUUCCAAAUGAGGUUUUUAUGGUUUUUUUUUUGGCGAAAAAAGAACGUUUCUUUUUUUUAUGUAAAGGGAUGUCUUUAGUUAUACCAUAUUAUUAUGUCGCACUGUGAGUACAUUGGUAUAGUAACCAAAAAAAUGACGAUUUUGAGUUAUACAUGUUUUCUUAUGGUAAAAAUAGCAUUCUUUGCAAUGCACUAGUGUAUUAUGUCGUACCGGCAAAAUUGAAAGCGUUAAACAAUAUAAUAUGGUGCAACGCCAAAGGAAAUAAAUAAAUUGAAUCCAUGCAGUAGUGUAUUAUUUUGAGUUGUUACCAUAAUGCACAAACGUAUGUUUAAAAAUACCGGUGCAUUGGUGUAUCAUCUCAAAAUAACAUAAUUAUUGAUAUAAAGAAUUAUAAAUACAACAUGAUAACAAUAUUGUAUUUUAUACAUCAUUCUAUAACGUAAAAACGUAUUAAUUUAUUACUAUAUACGCCUUGUUGCUGUCAUACUUUUUUUUUUAUAAAAUAUUACAUUGCGAGUUUGUUUCAAUUAAUAAUAAUGGCGUUUCAAUCUCGAACACAACGAAUGCUUUCUAUAACAAAAACAAGUAAAACUAACUAUACUCAGCAACUAAUUUCAGUCUCGAUGGGGUAAGUACCUAUAAUAAUAUUACUAGUUUUAUUUUUGCUCUCAUACAAUUAUUAAAACUGAAUUUUUUCAUAUGAAUUAAUAACUAUAUUUGUAUGUGUAUAAACCACAAUAUUACAUUAUUUAUACUUUUGUUUGAAUACAUUUAUUUAAAUACUUUACAAGACUGAUAAUGGCCUAUAUCAGUGGUGGUGAUCCACAGAUUCUCAAUUUUUUUACAUUACUUUUAUAAUUUGUAGUGACUAAUAUGUAUGUAAACUGUUUUGUACUAUAUAUACAUUGUUUAAUAUAUCAUACAAUUUAAAAAAAUGUAUAAAUACUGUUUUAUUUUACGGCUGUGUUACACAAAAAUCUUAUAAAAUAUUAAAUGUUAUAUACAUUAUUAUUUACUAUGUACUAAAAUAUUAUUACUUUUGGAGAUGUUAAUCACGGUCAGUGUAAAAAUAUAAAUUACACUUAGGUAAACGUGGUGAAGAAAAUUAUAUUAUUGAAUUAACCAAUGGCGUUAUACAGUUUAUAAUCCAUUGUUAAUUAUUCAAAUCAGUUUCGUAGCCAGAAAAUAUUUUGGGGGGCCACUUAAUUUUUUUUUCUAGCCUUUGAAAUGCUAUAAUAUCUAAUUAUGACCCAUGCUUUGUUCAUAAAGUGUAUCUACUCUUUUUAUUACUAUAUAUUUAUGUUAACAACUAUGGUACCUACAUUUAAUAUAACAAUGUAUUAAUAAUAUUAUUGUAAACCAUAGGUUAAUGUAUUAAUUAAUAUAAGCAUAUUAAUAUAUCAUCAUUAUAUGAAAAUGUGUUGUAAACAAAACAUUCCAUUUUUUGUUCGAAUAUUAUUAAAAUUUACUAACAAAAAUACAAGACUAUAUUCAGUGGUCAAAGUGGCUCAAAAUACAUGGAGGGAUGCCUUUCAUAUUUUAUACAGUUUUCAUAUAUGAAAUUAAUUAUAAUGAGUGAAAAAAGUGGAGGGAUGGAAAAUGUAAACUAUAAAAAGUGGAGGGAUGUCAUCCCACCGUAUCCAGGGGGCACUUCGACCACUGACUAUAUUAGGGCUGUUGAAAGUUGGUCGUUUUUUGUGGAUUUAGACCUAUAAGCGGAAAAAAAAAUAUACUUUCAGAAAUCCAAUUUGAAUUUUGAAAAAAUAUAAGUAUUUCUCCCCUUUAUGUCUGUGUUUUGUAAGAAGCAAAUUUUUUUUUGUUAAUACCGUUGAGUAUAGAUAAUAUAUAGUAUAUAUACUAUCUAUACUCAUUGGUAAUACUAAAAAAAUGUAAAAGUUAAUUUAAAAAAAAAAAGAAGAUUAAUUUGGUACUACACUAAUUAAACAAUACUACAAAGCACAAAUCAAAAAUCCAUUUCCUAUAUAACCUAGAAAAGAGAUUAAGGAAUUCAAAUAUGUUUUCAAAAUUAAAAUGGGGCUUUGGUACUGGGUGAAUUUUUCUUCCGCUUUUUGGGAGUUUUGUGGCACAUGGGAGUUGAACAUUUUUUUAUCACAAAAUAUAGUGACGUUACUGCGCGUAUGUAAGCGUAUGCGAGAUCCAAGAAUCUUAGCCGUCAUUUAUCUUUAAUUACAUAAAGUGUUCGUGGAACUCACACACACACUAAUGAUCAGUCAUUGCAUAGGGCAUAGGCCAUAGACAGUAUUUAUC
This is a messenger RNA of Metopolophium dirhodum (rose-grain aphid), 4687 nucleotides long. RefSeq lists its product as uncharacterized. The record is from RefSeq and is a predicted model, not a curated record. NCBI's taxonomy places the organism in Eukaryota, Metazoa, Arthropoda, Insecta, Hemiptera, Aphididae. The transcript is spliced from 2 exons. The coding region runs from base 555 to 1448 and encodes 297 amino acids.